This is a messenger RNA of Tyto alba (common barn owl), 2671 nucleotides long. RefSeq names its product RAB11 family interacting protein 4 (gene RAB11FIP4). Gene Ontology annotation, biological process: endocytic recycling; regulation of cytokinesis. The coding region runs from base 216 to 2108 and encodes 630 amino acids. Gene Ontology annotation, cellular component: recycling endosome membrane; cleavage furrow; endocytic vesicle. The record is from RefSeq and is a predicted model, not a curated record. Gene Ontology annotation, molecular function: calcium ion binding. NCBI's taxonomy places the organism in Eukaryota, Metazoa, Chordata, Aves, Strigiformes, Tytonidae. The transcript has 15 exons.
GAGCGCGGUUUCCCACCGCCCUCUCCCUCCCCAUCCUCCAGCUCUGCCCUAUUGUUCUCCCUUCCCUCGCUUCCUCCCUCCGCUCUCCUCCAUCCCUCCCUCCUCCUUCUCGCUGUCCCUCCCGCCCCGCUCCCCGGAGCUGAUGUCACGCACCCGCUGAAGGCGCGGGCGAUCAUGGGUGCUGCGGCCGCGGCCGUGCCGCCGGCCUUCAGCUAAUGCCCGCGAUGGAGCCGGCGAGCCUGCUGCGGUUCCUGCGGAAGCUCAAGGAGGUUUUCGACGUCUGCGACGAGGAUGCGGACGGCUUCAUCCGGGUGGAGCACUUCGUUGCCCUGGGGCUGCAGUUCGGCCAAGGGGAUGAGGUGGAAAAACUGGCAAAGUACUUGGAUCCAAAUGAUUUGGGAAGAAUCAAUUUUAAGGACUUCUGUCAUGGAGUUUUUGCUAUUAAAGGAUGUGAGGAGUUACUAAAAGAUGUCCUGUCUCCUGAAAACUCUGGGCCUCAACACUAUGAGCCGCAGUAUGUUGAUUACUAUUACCAGGGUGGUGAAAUCCAGGACUGUGCCUACUUGGACAGUGAAAGCACCUACAGCGAGUUGGAACUCUUCCCUGAUGACGACACAAUGACUCUAGCACAGCAAGAGGUUCACCAUGAGUCUGACAUGGACAGUGCUAUUGAGAGUGCCCAGAGUUCGGAGGCCUCUGACGUGUGUCGAGGCGAGGAGAAGGACAGCAUGCUUGGUGGCCUGUUUCUGCCUGGUGACAAGUCAAGUCCUCACAACCCUUCUGCAGCAUCUGACCUCUCAACUUAUUCAACCGCCUCUCUGAUCAGUAAUGAAGAACAGUUUGAAGACUAUGGGGAAGGAGAUGAUGUGGAUUUUACUCCCAGUAGCCCAUGCCCUGAUGAUGAGACCAGAACCAACGCCUACUCUGACCUUGGCUCAUCUGUGUCUUCCAGUGCUGGCCAAACACCCCGAAAAAUGAGGCAUGUUUAUAACAACGAGUUACUGGAUGUUUACUGCUCACAGUGCUGCAAAAAGAUAAAUCUACUCAACGAUUUGGAAGCCAGGCUGAAAAACUUGAAAGCAAACAGCCCUAACAGGAAAAUAUCGAGCACAGCUUUUGGGAGACAACUCUUCCACAACAGUAACUUCAGCAGCAGUAAUGGCAGCACAGAAGACCUGUUCAGAGACAGUAUAGACUCCUGUGAUAAUGAUAUCACUGAAAAGGUAACGUACCUCGAAAAAAAGGUGACAGAACUGGAGAAUGAUAGCCUGACAAAUGGUGACCUGAAGAGCAAACUGAAGCAAGAGAACACACAGCUAGUUCACAGAGUUCAUGAGCUAGAAGAACUAUUGAAAGACCAAGAAACAUCAGCAGAACAGACCUUGGAAGAAGAGAUAAAGAGACAUAGAGAAGCAUAUAGCAAGUAUGAAAAAGAGAAAGGCACUGAAAUUGAACUGCUAAAUACAAGGGUUCAGCAACUGGAAGAAGAAAAUGGAGAGCUGAAAAACACUGUCGCACGACUGAAAUCACAAACGGAGAGAUUAGACGAGGAAAGGCAACGCAUGUCAGAUAGGUUGGAAGACACUAGUCUGCGACUGAAGGACGAGAUGGAUUUGUACAAGAGAAUGAUGGACAAGCUGCGACAGAACAGGCUGGAAUUUAACAAGGAGAGGGAAGCCACACAGGAGCUCAUUGAAGACUUGCGGAAGGAACUGGAGCACCUGCAGCUGUACAAGCUGGAAUGUGAGCGUCCUGGACGUGGGAGAAGUUCUUCAUCCAGCGUGAGUGAAUUCAACGCCAAAACCAGAGAGGUGGAAAUGGAGCAUGAAAUAAAACGGCUGAAGCAGGAGAAUCAGAAACUUCGUGACCAAAAUGAUGAUCUUAAUGGACAGAUCCUAAGUCUUAGUCUUUAUGAAGCUAAAAAUCUCUUUGCAACUCAAACAAAAGCCCAGUCACUGGCUGCUGAAAUUGAUUCUGCAUCAAGAGAUGAGCUCAUGGAAGCCCUUAAAGAACAGGAAGAGAUAAAUUACAGAUUGCGACAGUAUAUGGACAAGAUCAUUUUGGCAAUCCUAGACCACAACCCGUCUAUCUUGGAAAUAAAGAAUUGAAGAGAAUAUGAGAAGGAAAAGCAGCAACUGCCUGACAUUUCUGCACAUGCCACUGGAUCUAAACAACACUCUGAUACUGUAAAUUAACCUAUAAAUAUAUAUAUAUAUAUAUACAGUACGUGUGAGUGUGGGUACGCGGGUGUGUUUAUAUGAUGUUUGGUACACUGUUAUUUGUCAUUGAAUUGGCUUGGUUAGACUUUUUCCAUGCACUUUCAAUACCUGUGAUAGGAUGGAUACUGUAUAUUAAUGUAAUAACAAUAUAACUGGAUCAUGCUGUCUUAGAUAUUGGACAAAAUGACUCUACCUCUAGCUGUAAAGGUAAAAAAUACAAUGGAAGCAUACAGAUGUGGCCCUAACUUUAGGAGCAAGAAUUGUUCUUUCGUUCUUCCAGGAAUUUGGGUACCACAAACCAAUUAACAUACCCAGGUUCAGUUCCUGACUGGUGCUGACUGUGUAAUUUCCUAUUUGAUUUAGUUUUAGUACUUAAACCACACAUAGGAUUUAAAAAAAAAAAAAAAAAAAAAAAAAAAAACAAACCCACACAAACAAACUUUGGGGAAAAA